Ictidomys tridecemlineatus (thirteen-lined ground squirrel) is the source of this 1944-nucleotide messenger RNA. RefSeq names its product intraflagellar transport 46 (gene Ift46). NCBI's taxonomy places the organism in Eukaryota, Metazoa, Chordata, Mammalia, Rodentia, Sciuridae. Gene Ontology annotation, cellular component: microtubule organizing center; motile cilium; intraciliary transport particle B. Gene Ontology annotation, biological process: cilium assembly; intraciliary transport. The record is from RefSeq and is a predicted model, not a curated record.
UGCCUCAGCCACCCAAAUACAGGACUUCCUCAUUCUGGCUGUCUUCCUAACAAGACUAUGGCUGAUAACAGCAGUGAUGAGUACGAAGAGGAAAAUAACAAGGUCCUAAGGGAGGGAAUGCCACAGGCUCCAGGCCACAGAGGCAAAGACAUGGACCCCAUCCCAACUGCCCCUGCAAGUCCCAAGCGCCACCAGACCCCUUCUCAUGGACUUGAGAGGGUGGGUUGGUACAUAGACAGCCAGAAGCUCAGAAAGGAGAAAAAGAAGACCUCACAGUUGACACCUCAACGGGGCUUUAGUGAAAAUGACGAUGAUGAUGAUGAUGACGACUCAUCUGAAACUGAUUCUGAUGAUGAUGAUGAUGAUGAAGAGCAUGGAGCCCCUUUGGAAGGGGCCUAUGAUCCUGCAGAUUAUGAGCAUUUGCCAGUUUCCGCUGAGAUUAAGGAACUCUUCCAGUACAUCAAUAGGUACACACCUCAGUUGAUUGACCUGGACCACAAACUGAAACCUUUCAUUCCUGAUUUUAUCCCAGCUGUCGGAGAUAUCGAUGCAUUCUUAAAGGUACCACGUCCUGAUGGAAAGCCUGACAACCUUGGUUUGUUGGUAUUGGAUGAACCUUCUACAAAGCAGUCAGAUCCUACCGUCCUCUCACUCUGGUUAACAGAGAAUUCCAAGCAGCACAACAUCACACAACAUAUGAAAGUAAAGAGCCUAGAAGAUGCAGAAAAGAAUCCCAAAGCCAUUGACACAUGGAUUGAGAGCAUCUCUGAGUUACACCGUUCUAAGCCCCCUGCGACUGUGCACUACACCAGGCCUAUGCCUGAUAUUGACACAUUAAUGCAGGAGUGGUCCCCAGAGUUUGAAGAACUUUUGGGCAAGUUCUCGGCGGACACAACAUCCCUGUUGGCAUGUGGUGCUGAGGAUCGAACCCGGGUCGCAUGCAUGCCAGGCGAGCGCGCUACCGCUUGAGCCACAUCCCCAGCCCCAUAAUAAAGUUUAUAUACAGGAAUAGAUUUUUAAGACAAAUCAUGAAAAUUUUAGAAAAAAAAAUUAUGGAGAAUUUGCCCUGUCAGAAACCAGAACAUAUUAUAAAAUUAUAGUACAUAAGAAAAUCAAGGAUUGGAUGUUUUCUUUGAUAUGCAGAAGAUGGGGGGAAAAGAAUAUUAAAAAAACAAAGGGCUGGGCUCAGUGGUAAAGCACUUGCCUCACACAUGUGAGGCACUGAGUUCGAUCCUCAGCACCACAUAAAAAUAAAUGAAUAAAUAAAGAUAUUGUGUCCAUCUACAACUAAAAAUAUUUAAAAAAAAAAAAAGGUGGGGGAGAUCUCAUGGAUACAAUAGAGGAUAAGGAUCAAAGAGGGACGGAGAAGGUGAGGGCAUGGGAAAGUCUUGGGGAAUGAAACAUCAAGUUAUGCUGUGUCUUUGUAUAACACAAUGAAUCAUAUAUGUAAGGCACUAAUUAAAAUAAUAAUAGAAAGGAGAUCAAUAGAGUAAGUAGGUCAGGGGAGGAAAAGGCAAAAUACUGGGGAAUGAGAUUGAUCAAAUUAUGUUAUAUACUUGUAUAAAUAUGACAAUGUAUCCCACUACUAUGUGUAACUAUAAUGUACUAAUGAAAAUAAAUGAAUAUAAAAAAUUAUAGUAAAUCAAAUAGAAAGUUACUGGAAUAGGAAUAGGUCAGUGGCACCUAUUAAUCCAGAAACAAACCCAUGUAUAUAUGGGAGUUUCAUAUAGAAGUUUUUGUUUGUUUUAUAUUUUGUAGCUCAGGGGAUUUUGAAUUUAUGGCCUUAUACAUGCUAGGCAGGUGUUCUUAUACUGAGCCACACCCCCAGCCCUUGAUCAGGGAAUUAAAUAGCUAGAUUGUAGUACCUCCAUUCAGUGAAAUACUAUGCAAUGGUAUAUUAUUUGGUGUUCUUUGCUCUGAUAUGAAUAAAUAACAAUGUAUGUA